Messenger RNA from Penicillium salamii, 615 nucleotides. NCBI's taxonomy places the organism in Eukaryota, Fungi, Ascomycota, Eurotiomycetes, Eurotiales, Aspergillaceae. The record is from the annotation of a GenBank genome assembly.
AUGUCCUCCUCCACCCUUCCAGAUGCCUCCCAAGUCGGACUCCCCGCCACCGAUGCCUCCCGCGCCGCCGAACUCGCCAGUCUUAAGGUAAAGCUGCGCGCUGGCCUCCGCCAGUUCCCGGACUUCCCCUCCCCGGGAAUUUUGUUCGAGGAUAUCAUGCCCAUCUUCGCCGACUACACCCUGCACGAGGCCCUGAUCCGAUCUUUGGAACUUCACAUCCUUGAGAACCAUGGUGGCCAGAAGCCCGAUGUCAUCGUUGGCCUUGAGGCCCGUGGCUUCCUCAUGGGUCCCAGCUUGGCUCUGCGUCUCGGUGCCAGCUUCGUGCCUGUGCGCAAGCAGGGCAAGCUCCCCGGUCCCUGUAACACCGUUGGAUACGAGAAGGAGUACGGCCAGGACUUCUUCCAGAUGCAAUCCGAUGCCAUCAAGCCCGGCCAGAAGGUCCUUGUCAUCGACGACAUCAUUGCUACCGGUGGCUCUGCCUACGCUGGUGGUGAGCUGAUCCAGAAGAUGGGUGGCGAGCUGAUGGGCUUCAUCUUCCUCCUCGAGCUCGAGUUCCUUCACGGCCGUGACAAGCUCUCCGCCCCGGUCUACACCCUCCUCUCUGGCCAGGCUUAA